CGCGCUGCUACGCUACCUCCUCUCACUCUGCUCUGACGACCCGCACGACCUCGGCUCUCGGCCUCUCGCUCUUGGUUAUCGUCUGCGUGUCUUGGUCUGCUGAUGUUGGUCCAUGCCGCCUCCUACCGUCGUCGAUCCCUGGCUAGCUUCGCGCCGCUUCGGAGUUGUAAUAGACGCAGGCUCGUCCGGAUCUCGACUGCAAAUAUACAGCUGGAAGGAUGCCCGCACGGUGCGAGAGCAGCUCGAAGGUGACGCUUUGCGCACCCUGCCGCAGGUGGGGAAGGGGACGGAGAACGGAGACGAGUGGUCCCUCAAGGUAGAACCAGGAAUCUCUUCCUUCGCGGACAAUGUCGAUGGGAUCGGCGCAUACCUCCAACCGCUGCUCGAGCAUGCGAGGACGCAUAUUCCUCCCUCCCUCCAGCCCGAAACUCCUCUCUUUCUUCUCGCGACCGCAGGGAUGCGGCUCCUCACACCCGAGAAGCAGGCUGAAGUGCUACAGUCGACCUGUCACUUCCUCAAAUUCCACUCAAAUUUCCGGAUAGACGACCCGUCCGCCUCGGGACCGUGUGGUUCCAGCGUCCGUAUAAUCACGGGCGAAGAGGAGGGUCUCUUCGGAUGGAUAGCGGUCAACUAUCUCAUGGACGGCUUCAAGGGGUCGGACGAGGAGCGGUUAACUCAUGGCUUUCUGGACAUGGGCGGCGCGUCGACCCAAAUCGCGUUCGAACCGAGCAAGCAGGACCAGGGCCAGGGGCAGAAUCUCCUGGAUGUCAGGCUACGACUCUUGGACGGCAACGACAUUCACCACAAGGUUUUCGUGACUACGUGGCUGGGCUAUGGGACGAACCAGGCGCGGGAGCGCUACGUAGCUCAACUCAUUAACGAGUACGACGCCGGUCGUGCUCUCUCUCUCAGCGCACCGGAGUACAUUGAGGACCCCUGUCUUCCUAAAGACCUCAUCGUUACGAACGCUCCAGCUCAACCCGAGACUGCAUCUCCGCACGCUAAGACGGCGCACAAGUUCGUCGGUACCGGGUCGUUCGAGCAGUGCCUGCAGAGGACGCUUCCACUCCUGAACAAGGAUGCUCCAUGUCCGGACUCACACUGCCUAUUCAACGGUGUAUCGGUCCCGCCAAUAGACUUCACCGCGUCAAAUUUCAUCGGUGUAUCGGAAUAUUGGUAUUCGACCGAACAGAUCUUCGGACUUGGAGGGGCCUACGACGUCGUCCAGUACGAGCGUGCGGCCUCUGAUUUCUGUUCGCAGGACUGGCCGCGGGUCCUCAAGGAGCACGAGGAGACACGCAAACAGGGCCAUCUGGGCGGAGACGGCGAGGUCGAGGAAGGCGGGGUUGUGGUAGACACCGGAAAGUGGGGAAUCGACGUGGAGAUUCCGCGUUUGCAGAUGCAAUGCUUCAAAGCGGCGUGGAUCGUCAAUGUUCUGCACGAAGGCAUCGGCAUGCCCCGCAUCGUAGACCCCGGAGGGAACGUUACCACCGACGGCGACCAGGUCGCGGCACAGGCACAGACCAAGGGGCUCGGUCGGCCUACCUUCCAGUCGAUGGACACAGUCGGCGACAUCGCCAUCAGCUGGACACUCGGGAAGAUGGUGCUGGAGGCCAGCAGAGACGUUCCACCCGCGUCCGCAGCGGCGCGCCCGAUCGUUGAUCCUCUCGACGACAUACCUGACAUAUCGACGUCCCCGGUGCAGCCGAUCCGCCCACCGUUCCUCGACUUUGACGGGUUCGAGGAUAAGAUCUCGCACCACCUGCCCCCCGCGCUAACGCGACAUUCCCUCGGAUUUUCGCCGAUCGGGUUCCUCUUCUAUGUCUGUGUCGUCUCCCUGUGCUGCACGGUCUUCUACCGCAUGCGACAUCGGAUACGAAGCACGGUCCGUCGCUUCACAAACAAGCGUGAUCGUGCAUACCUCGCGGAGGGCUACAUGAUGGAGGAGGGACAGUCUCUGACCGGCGGCCCGCCUCCCUCGCCCCCGUGGUCUCCGUCUGCCUCGCGACUAUCCUUGCACCUCCUCCCCCCACUCCAACGGAUCUCGUCCUCCCUUGGCAUCCGCGCCUCACGGCCGUCCCCGCUCACCCUCAGCCGCGAGUCCUCCAUGCGCGGCGGACAGUACUCCCCCGCCCGCAUCUCCCCGAACCGCUCCUUCUCCCACCCUGUCAUGAAGACGCAAGGCGGGCUCGCGCCGUACGAGGCGCCAAACGGCACGGCGACCUCAUAUGUGCCAGGGUCGCCGCGCCUGCAGGACGGGAGCAUCGUGUCUAACGGCAGCGUCUCCUCGCUACUGUCGCGCUCCCGUAACAGCUCCCACAUCAAUCUCUCCUCGCUCGCCCCGCGCCAGGCCACCUCGCGCUCGGUCAGCAGCGGCAUGUACCCGCCCGCAUCCCCCUUCCACGAGGAGUGAAAUAUGAACGCUGGACACCCCGGACACCGAUACCGCUGCGAGACCGCGCUCGCCGCCGCACACGUCUUCUCCCGCCCCUUAUAGUUAUUGCCUCGGACUGACU
This is a messenger RNA of Trametes versicolor FP-101664 SS1, 2516 nucleotides long. Its product is annotated as apyrase. NCBI's taxonomy places the organism in Eukaryota, Fungi, Basidiomycota, Agaricomycetes, Polyporales, Polyporaceae. Gene Ontology annotation, molecular function: nucleoside diphosphate phosphatase activity. Bases 113 to 2413 code for a protein of 766 amino acids. The transcript has 2 exons. Gene Ontology annotation, cellular component: membrane. The record is from RefSeq and is a predicted model, not a curated record. Gene Ontology annotation, biological process: nucleoside diphosphate catabolic process.